This is a messenger RNA of Dreissena polymorpha, 4041 nucleotides long. Its product is annotated as trafficking protein particle complex subunit 13-like. Gene Ontology annotation, cellular component: TRAPPIII protein complex. Lineage: Eukaryota; Metazoa; Mollusca; Bivalvia; Myida; Dreissenidae. The transcript is spliced from 12 exons. The record is from RefSeq and is a predicted model, not a curated record. Bases 44 to 1270 code for a protein of 408 amino acids.
CUUGUCAUGACAAGCAUUUUUAAAUUCGAGCUCGGCUUUCAAGAUGGAAGGUAACCGAGAAAAAGAACACUUAUUGGCAUUGAAAGUGAUGCGUUUGACCAAACCCACGCUGAUGCCGUUCCACCCGAUACUUAGUGACGCGCGGGACUUGGCUCAUACGCUGACUGCGGAACAGAUGAGCUCCGACAUCUCUAAGCCAAAAGAUCUUGACUACUUUGGAGUGAGCGAUUUAUUGACUCUGCCGCAGAAUUUUGGGAACAUUUUCCUGGGCGAGACCUUCGCCAGUUACAUCAGCGUCCACAACGAGAGUACCCAGACGUGCACAGACAUUCUUUUGAAGUCAGACCUCCAGGUGAAUGGGCAGCGGCUGCUAUUAAAGGGGGUCAACUCGGAGCCUGUGACCUUCCUCAAGCCCAACGAGAGCAUAGACGACGUCAUACAACAUGAGGUCAAGGAAGUGGGCAAUCACAUUCUUGUGUGUGCUGUACGAUACACCACAGAGAGCGGAGAAGAGAUGGCUUUCAGAAAGUUCUUUAAAUUCCAGGUCUUGAAACCACUUGAUGUCAAGACAAAGUUUUACAAUGCUGAGUGUGAUGAUGUGUACUUGGAGGUACAGAUUCAGAACAUCACCCCUGGUCCCCUUUACAUGGAGCACGUGAGACUGGACCCCUCCGACCUCUACCACGCCCAGGAGCUGAAUACGCUGGAGGCAAAACAUGGUGGUGACAAUGUCUUUGGCAAGGUUGACUACUUGAACUCCAUGGACACCAGACAGUAUCUCUACUGUCUGACACCCAGACCUCAGCUGUAUGAGGCCAACAAGGUCCUCAAAGGAGUUACCAAUAUUGGGAAGCUUGACAUUGUGUGGAAGACAAACCUGGGUGAAAAGGGUCGUCUCCAAACCAGUCAGCUGCUAAGAGUGGCCCCAGGGUACGGGGAUGUCCGUGUCACCGUUGAGAAAGCACCAGACAGUGCUGCCCUAGAGGACACAGUGGAUAUUGUGUUGAGGAUCACAAACUGCUGUGAGCGGGAGAUGGACCUAACGAUGUCCCUACAGAAUGACCUCAACUCAGGGGUCAUGUGGUGCGGCCUCUCUGGCAGAGCCCUGGGGCUCCUAGGGGCCAGUGAACACCUCGACCUUGACCUGAAACUCAUCACGCUGCAUCCUGGCCUUCAAACAAUAUCUGGCCUGAGGUUGACUGACAAUAAACUGAAGAGGACCUAUGAACAUGAUGAGAUUGCACAGAUCUUUGUGUUUGAUGAUUCCUAGAUUCCUCUGUUUCAUUCACUAGUAUCUGAUUCUAAGACAAUACAUUUCAGCUUGAUGUGUUGUAAUUUACCAGUUUCACAAAGGUCCUAAGGAUAAUCUUAUGUUGUACUUAAGAAAUGUUAAUAUUUCUUACUAAUUUUAUUUAAUUUUAUUAUGCCCCCCUUCGAAGAAGAGGGGGUAUAUUGCUUUGCUCAUGUCGGCCGGUCUGUCGGUCUGUCCGUCCACCAGGUGGUUGUCCGACGAUAACUCAAGAACGCUUGGGCCUAGGAUCAUGAAACUUCAUAGGUACAUUGAUCAUGACUUGCAGAUGACCCCUAUUGUUUUUGAGGUCACUAGGUCAAAGGUCAAGGUCACGGUGACCCGAAAUAGUAAAAUGGUUUUUGAAUGAUAACUCAAGAACGCAUAUGCCUAGGAUCAUGAAACUUCAUGGGUUGAUUGAUCAUGACUCGCAGAUGACCCCUAUUGAUUUUGAGGUCACUAGGUCAAAGGUCAAGGUCACGGUGACCCGAAAUAGUAAAAUGGUUUCCGGAUGAUAACUCAAGAAUGCAUAGGCCUAGGAUCAUGAAACUUCAUGGGUAGAAUGAUCAUGACUCGCAGAUGACCCCUAUUGAUUUUGAGGUCACUAGGUCAAAGGUCAAGGUCACGGUGACCCGAAAUAGUAAAAUGGUUUUCGGAUGAUAACUCAAGAACGCAUAUGCCUAGGAUCAUGAAACUUCACAGGUAGAUUGAUCAUGACUCGCAGAUGACCCCUAUUGAUUUUGAGGUCACAAGGUCAAAGGUCAAGGUCACGGUGACCCGAAAUAGUAAAAUGAUUUUGGGAUGAUAACUCAAGAACGCUUUUGCCUAGGAUCAUGACACUUCAUAGGUACAUUGAUCGUGACUCGCAGAUGACCCCUAUUGAUUUUCAGGUCACUAGGUCAAAGGUCAAGGUGACAGUAACAAAAAACGUAUUCACACGAUGGCUGCCACUACAACGGACAGCCCAUAUGGGGGGCAUGCAUGUUUUACAAACAGCCCUUGUUUUUGUUAAUGUGAUGAGCAAUGUGAUGAGAGUGUGUGUAAAUAUGAAGAUGUAACAAGUGAAUUGUUGUGUACAUGGUUGCUUGAAAUGUUUUGUUUUGCUUACGAAACAGCUGUUUAGUUCUUAGUCAAGAUUCUUACUAUGUCCAUUGCAUAUUUACUUUGGUCUCAAUUACUCUUUGUCUGUGUACGUUAAAAUCUUGUCAAUGUUUAUUUGUGUACAGUAAAAAACAUUGAUUGAAUUGUCAGUUGGCUGUAAUCCUAUUGUGUUUCUGAAUAAUUUAAAAAUUCAACCUGUCAAGCUGAGAAGAAUCAUAAGAGAAAAACUUACCAGCAGCAGUCUUCUCUGCUCAAAUGUUAAGGUUUAUCAACAAUAAAAACAGAGUAUGAUUGUGUUUAAAUUAAAUAUAUAUAGUGGAGCUAUGCCACUCAUCCUAGUGUCGGCGUCUGUGUGUAAAUGUUAAAGUUUUCGUACUAACCCAAAUGUUUUCUUUGUCCCUUGACAUAUUGCUUUCACAUUUUGCAUACUUGUUUACCAACAUGACCCCAACCUAUAACGAGAGCAGACAACUCUAUCAAGCAUUUUGUCAUAAUUAUGGCCCCUUUUCCACUUAGAAUAUGCAGCAAAUGUAAAAGUUUUCGUACCACCCCAUUUAUUUUCAUUGUCCCUUGACAUAUUGCUUUAUUAUUUUGCAUACUUGUUUACCAACAUGACCCCAACUUAUAAACAAGAGCAGACAACUCUAUCAAGCAUUUUGUCAUAAUUAUUACCCCUUUUAUACUUAGAAUAUGCAUAUUAUUGAUAAAUCUAUGUUAAAGUUUGCGUACUACCCCAAAUAUUUCCAAUAUCUUUUGACAUAUUGCUUUUAUAUGUUGCAUACUUGUUAACCAACAUGACCCCAACCUAUAAACAAGAGCAGAACUCUGUAUCAAGCAUUUUGACAUGACUAUGGCCCCUUUUACACUUUGAUAAUUUAACAUUUUGCCUAAAUUGCCAUAACUUCUUUAUUUAUGAUCACAUUUUAUUAUUACUUACAACACUUACCUGAAUACCACAAUGGAUUCCACCCAAACAAUACCCCAUGCCCCUACCCAGAAUCCCUCCCCCCCCCCCCAACCCCCCCCCAUUUUUUUUUAAACAUCAUCUUAUAAAUUACCACACCCCACAUUAUAACCCAAUCUCACCCCCCCUACCCCCCCCCCCAAAAAAAAAUUUUUUUUUUUUCCUUUUUUUAUUUUUGAAAGAUUGUCCAAUAAAUUAUUGCAUAUGAACAAUUUCCCCAUGAUGGCUUACGUUAUACUGUCAAGCACUCGAAUAGUCGAGCGCGCUGUCCUCUGACAGCUCUUGUCUUGAGCUAAGCUGUUCAUUAUAAAGUAAUGCAAUGAUUCAUUGUUUUGUUAGCAGACAGGGUAGCUACUGACCAGACUGUGCAUUAGACCUGUUUUUGAAUGAUGCGGUCACUUUGUGUAAUGGGAUGUGCAAUAAUUUGUUUGUGUUUGAUAUAAAGUAUAUAUUGGAUCACAUACAAAUGUGACAUGAACACAUUGAGGAAUGUGGCUGACAGUUAUAGAAUUAUCAGUCACUUUUAACUGUAUUUCUGUAUAAUAAUGAUUAGUACAGAGGGUGUUUUAAAAUAUAUUUUACACUUUCAAAACUAAAAUAAACAUACUGGUAUAUGUUGUAAGAUAACAUAUAACAAUUAAUAAUAAUUGUAUGUGAUAUGUCUAAUGAAAUAAAUUUACAAGUAUGA